UCCGUUUCGAUUUUACAGUGCUAAGAACGUACAGGCAAAGAUAUGCGCCAAGUCGUUACAAAUUGACGACUGAAAACGAAAAAUAGGGAUACAAAAUAGCUAGGCCUUCCUUCACAUACAGCACCGUUACACUAAACAUGCAGAAUACGUUUCAUACAUUCUGACAAUGCGGUUAUUUCCAUUUCAGGGGGCGUACAGGAGGUGAUGAGGUAUUGUCCUCUCACGCAGCAGGUCCUUCUCACAACUCUAUUCUGCCCCGCUGGAACAGUCAUUCGGGCGGUGCACUGUAUUCUACCCUGCCGUCGUUCUAGAGUCCGUAGAUACCGGGACAGUUUUUAAAGCCAGAAAAUGAACACGACCUUCAACAGCUACCAUGAGGGGAACAGGUCAAUGCCAAGUACCACCUUGUCACCAGGGGUCCCCGAUGGGGUCAACGAGACCUGUCGCUUUAAUGAGGAGUUCAAGUAUGUCCUGCUGCCGCUGUCUUAUGGCUUGGUGUGUGUGUUUGGUCUUCUUCUCAACUCUGUGGCCCUGUGGAUGUUCCUGACCAAGAUGAGGCCCUGGAACACCAGCACCGUGUACAUGUUCCACUUGGCGCUGUCCGACAUGCUCUACGUCCUCUCCCUGCCCACCCUCGUCUACUACUACGCCAACCGCAACCACUGGCCCUUCGGCGUGGCUCUCUGCAAGAUCGUACGCUUCCUGUUCUACGCCAACCUCUACUGCAGCAUCCUCUUCCUCACCUGUAUCAGCGUCCACCGCUACCUGGGCAUCUGCCACCCGAUCCGUGCGGUCACCAUGGUCAAGCCUCGGCACGCCCACGUGGUGUGCGGCCUGGUGUGGGUGGCAGUCACCGCCUGCCUGGUGCCCAACCUGAUCUUUGUGACCACCACCGGCCGCGACGGGGACACGCUGUGCCACGACACCACUCGCCCGGAGGAUUUUGAGCGGUACGUGGCGUACAGCUCGGUCCUCACGGUGCUGCUCUUCGGCAUCCCCUUCUUGGUCAUUGUGGUGUGCUACUGCCUGAUGGCGCGGACGCUGUGCCGCCCCCGGCGCGGUCUGUCCUCCGGCCAGCAGGGGGCCUCCUCCUCCCGCAGGAAGUCCAUCAAGCUGAUCGUGGUGGUGCUGGUCGUCUUCGCGCUGUGCUUCGUGCCCUUCCACAUCACGCGCACCCUCUACUAUGCCUACCGCGUGCUGGACGCUGACUGCCACGUACUCAAUGUCAUCAACUUUGCUUACAAGAUCACCCGUCCGCUGGCCAGCGUCAACAGCUGCAUCGACCCCAUCCUCUACUUCCUGGCCGGGGAUCACUACCGCUCCAAACUGAUCCAGGCCCUGAAAAGGCGGAGGCAGAACACCACCACAUGUUCUGCCGCUUUUGUGGUGCCACGGCAACUUCCUGGCAACGGUGAAAUCGGGCUCAUGUACAAGAACUCUGACGCUAAAGCCUGUGUUGAACCACCUCCAAGCUAGAGCUAGUGCAAGGUGGAGAGUAAUCACAACUGUGGGGUAAAUCAUAGCACAAGCUCAGAUAAACCCUGAGAUCUUGCCCCAAUGCCCCAUUGCUGGGAUAUCCUACUGGUUGUCUUAGUGACUGAUAAUGAGAUCUUAGCCACUGUUGUAGGAUAGUGAGCAAUGGAAUGGGCGGUAUACCUCGGACAGGAAAAAAUGUUUUUACAAGUGUCUAAACAGGUGCCUGAGGAACCAGCCAGAUCUGAGGGAGAAGUCAUAGUGUAGGGCAGUUUGGUGACAGCUGGAGAGAAGAUGAUGGAGGACAUGGCAGAACAAAUGUUCCUCCAUCUUAAUCCCUGUGCUUCCAACCAUAGUAAAGCUGAAUCAUUAGAAAGAGAACUCAUGACCUGUUACAGCACUCCAACAGUAGGUUGCUUUUUUGAAUACAUGCUUAAAUCUUCAAAACGCUGCAUCAUGGUAAUUUAGAGAUGGCCCCUCACAUCUCUAAGUGACUGUUUUGUGGUAGUACCCAUUCUCAGUCACACUGUCCCUUUGUUUGCCAGGCCAACAAUAUAGCCACUGUUGCCGGACUUAACACCCACCCUACAUUUACUGGAAUUUCAGGACAAAGCCACGUUCAAACGUACCAUCUCUUAUUUCUUUGGAAAAAAGAAUGGUAACAUUACAGCACUGCCACAAUAUUUCCUCAACAGGCUGUUGGAAGAAAUGGUAUAGGAUUUAGAAGUUAAAAUGGAGUUUAUUUUGCAUUCAGUUUAGAAAAUGCUAACUGAUGGGCAGUGAGUGGGUUUUAAUCUGUCUGAGGUUAGGCUAAAAAAAAAACAGAAAUCAAGGAUCCUUCCUAUGGACUCUUCCCAUGUAGGAAACUUUCUAGGUAAAGGAAACUGUUGACAACAGUUUGAUUUGGGAAAACACGGAGUGAACUGUCCUGUUAGGCAACCCGAGAAGGCACGUGAUACAAUGAUGUCAGUUCAAAAACAGGGAAAAAAAAUGGAAUCACUGGAAUUGCGCACAGGUUGACUGGGAAGUGGGUGUGAGUGGCUGGGAAGUGUGCCAAAAACAAAGCUUUUCACAAUGCGGGGAGUUGUUUCCAGGAAAUAAUGUGUAAUUGGCUUCCUUUAGAACCACUCAUUUUAAGAAAGAUUGAAUAUAUUCGGAUUCAAGCUACUAGCACAUGCAUUUGGGGAAGUACUUUUCAGCCCAGAGCGCCAAGUAAUAAAGAGCCGUGCGAAGAAAGAGAGCCCGCGAGCGCUGGUUUGUGAAGCGGGCUGUGCGUCGUUAACCGAAACAGCCCGUGCUCCUCCGGGGACUCUUCUUGGCAACCUACGCCCUCUCCCAGCUGUUUUUCUUUUCUCCAACUUUCAGAUGAAUAGCUGUGCAGCUGUCUACAUCUGCACACCAUGUGGAAGUUGG
Molecule: messenger RNA, 2886 nt
Organism: Anguilla rostrata (American eel)
Lineage: Eukaryota; Metazoa; Chordata; Actinopteri; Anguilliformes; Anguillidae
Gene: p2ry4
Product: pyrimidinergic receptor P2Y4
Exons: 2
Coding region: 349-1476 (375 amino acids)
Biological process (GO): transepithelial chloride transport; G protein-coupled receptor signaling pathway
Cellular component (GO): plasma membrane
Molecular function (GO): G protein-coupled UTP receptor activity; G protein-coupled purinergic nucleotide receptor activity
Source: RefSeq, a predicted model, not a curated record